Diuraphis noxia (Russian wheat aphid) is the source of this 3636-nucleotide messenger RNA. RefSeq names its product DNA polymerase zeta catalytic subunit (gene PolZ1). The record is from RefSeq and is a predicted model, not a curated record. Gene Ontology annotation, cellular component: nucleus; zeta DNA polymerase complex. NCBI's taxonomy places the organism in Eukaryota, Metazoa, Arthropoda, Insecta, Hemiptera, Aphididae. Gene Ontology annotation, molecular function: DNA-directed DNA polymerase activity; DNA binding; nucleotide binding. Gene Ontology annotation, biological process: double-strand break repair via homologous recombination; error-prone translesion synthesis.
CUCAAGAGAAUUCUCCCUCCAGUUCAUAUAGACUUUCAAAAAUAAUUGUGUAUUUGUGUAUCGUACUUWCGUCUUCCUGUWCAAAAUACAAAUACUAAAUUCUUACUAGCAGGUAGUUUUGCAGUUGAGUACUAUUCUUUACUCUUAAACAAUCGUCGCCAAUCGCCAACGUUAUUCAUUACUUAUUCAAUAUUCAUCAAUGUUGAAAUGAUGAAUAGUUCAACAAGUAUCUACUUUGUGCCUUUGUGGAAUUUAAAAAAUUUGUUCCAUUAGAAUAUAACGUAAUAACACUAAUAACUAAUACCAGAAUUCCUAUCAACUAUGGACAACUCUAACAUUGUUCAAAAUGUGAGUUUGGUCACAAUAGACCAUUACAUGAGUAAUCCUGCUGAUGGUUUCGAUUCUCUGUAUUCUGARUUUUGGGGAACGCAGAUACUUAAGGUUCCUGUUCUUAGGGUGUUUGGAUGUACACCUAAUGGGGAUAGUCAAAGCAUUGAUUUAAUGAAUUUAUUAAUGAAAGAAACAAUUGCUUCUAAACAUGAAGAUAGUAUUCUCUGUCACAACACUUCAAACGAAGACGGAAACGAUUCUGAAAAUGAAGAAUUGUCAGAAUCUAUGAUGCAAUUAAAUGAAAAUCUAUCUCAAAAUUCAAUAAAAACUAAUAUUUCAAAUCAAACCCAUACUAAGGAUUUAUCAAUUAACCCCAAUUUUGAUGUGGAUAAUUUCAAUUUAUAUUCAUCCGAUAAUGAUCAAACAUUUAUAGUAAAUAAUAAUGAUGAAGAAACAAACAGUAAUCAAACAAGUGAUAUGUUUCGUAGUUCAAAUAGUUCUGUUGAAAUGAAUGAUGAUAACACAUUAAAUUAUGUGUCUUUCACUGAURUUGAUGUUAAUACUAGUAGUAUUUCAAGAACAUUGUGGACAUUAAGUUUUAAACCUCCUUCAUAUGAUGAUUCACUAAAUUUCAUUGAUACAUUUAAAAACACUCGAAACUAUAAACAAUUUAAUUUUCAACAUAAUAAUAUUAUCGAAAAUAUCAGAAAGGAUCUAUUAUCAUUAAGUUUUCCUGUUAACAAUAAUACACAUUUUUUUGCUUCUGAGAGCAAUGUAAUUUUAGAACCAUUAAAGCAACCACCAUCAUAUUUAUUAGCUUUAAAAUGGUUAGAAACACGUUAUCCAAAAUAUAAACGUAAAAAAAAAACUGUAGAUAGUAAUAAACUUAAGAGUCUUAUAACUCCAGAUUCACUUUCAAAAUCAAUACUGUUGAAAAACAUCAAUUGUGUAACACCACAUUCUAGUCAAAAUAAAUUCUAUACCUCUUCACCAUAUACACCAAUGCAAGUUGUGAAUAAAAGCUUGAAAUCGAAAAGAAAACUCAGCACCCUUUUUCUGGAUUCAUUAAAUAUAGAAAUGCAUUCUUGGGGUUAUUUGAGAGAUAGAUGUCAUCACUUAGGCCGUAAUAUGAAUAAAGAAUUAUCUAGACUUAUUACAGAAAAUGAUCAAACCUCUGAAUAUAACGAAGAAAUAAAAAAUUCUGAAUUAAAAAUCAAAGGAAGAAUUGUUCUUGAUGUUUGGAGAUUACUGCGACAUGAAUUGGCAGUUCAAAGUUAUACAUUUGAAAAUAUGGUAUACCUUAUACUACAUCAAAGAGUACCCUGUUAUUCUUAUCAAACACUCUCAUUUUGGUGGGAUCAUAAUACUUUUUUAUACAGAUGGUUGACUAUAGAUUAUUAUAUGUUCAAAGUUGAGAGCACAAUAAACAUUUUGCAACAACUAGAUAUAAUUGGUCGAACAAGUGAACUUGCAAAAUUAUUUGGCAUACAAUUUUAUGAAGUAUUGUCGAGAGGUUCACAAUUUAGAGUAGAAUCAAUGAUGUUACGUUUAGCUAAAAAUAAGAACUAUGUUGCUGUUUCACCAAGUGUAAAACAAAGAGCUGAAAUGAAUGCAGCUCAAAGUGUACCGUUAAUUAUGGAACCAGAAUCAAAAUUUUAUACAGAUCCGGUCAUAGUAUUAGAUUUUCAAAGCUUAUACCCUUCUAUUAUUAUAGCUUAUAACUACUGUUUUUCAACAUGUUUAGGAAAUAUUGACCUUCUUGGAAAAAAAGAAGUAUUUAAGUUUGGCUGUACUAAGUUAAAUGUACCUUUUCAAACCUUACUCAAAUUAACUGAUGAUAUAACAAUUUCUCCUUCUGGAAUUGCAUUUGUUAAGAAAAAUAUCCGUAAAGGAAUUCUACCAUCCAUGUUACAAGAAAUAUUAGACACCAGAAUAAUGGUGAAAAAUUUGAUGAAAGAACAAAAAAAUAAUAAACAUCUAUAUAAAAUAUUAAAUGCCCAACAACUUGGCUUAAAAUUAAUUGCCAAUGUUACAUAUGGAUAUACUUCAGCAAAUUUUUCUGGAAGAAUGCCAUGUAUAGAGGUUGGUGAUAGUGUUGUAAGUAAAGGACGUGAAACUUUAGAAAGAGCAAUAACUUUAAUUCAGUCAUCAAAAAAAUGGAAUGCUAAAGUUAUCUAUGGCGACACUGAUUCUAUAUUUGUGUUAUUACAAGGUCGAUCAAAAGAAGACGCAUUUAAAAUUGGUAAUGAAAUGGCCAAUAUUGUUACUAAAGACAAUCCCAUUCCYAUUAAGUUAAAAUUUGAAAAAGUAUACCUUCCCUGUAUUUUACAAACAAAAAAAAGAUAUUGUGGAUAUAUGUAUGAAAAUAAUGAACAAAAAAAACCCAAAUAUGAAGCUAAAGGCAUUGAAACAGUGCGUCGUGAUGGCUGUCCUGCAGUGUCAAAGAUUUUAGAAAAAAGUUUAUGUAUUUUAUUUGAAACAAAAGAUAUUGUAGCAGUAAAAUGUUAUAUUGAUAAACAGUUCAAAAAAAUUUUUAAAGGCAAUGUAAAUGUUCAAGAUUUUCUGUUUGCUAAAGAAUAUAGAGGGCGCAAUAAUUAUAGRCCAGGUGCAUGUGUACCUGCUUUAGAAUUGGCUAAACAAUGGACUGCAGUAGACAGACGUGCUGAACCACGAGUAAAAGAACGAGUUCCAUAUCUUAUUGUAGCCGGACCAAAAGGUUUACCAUUAAUAAAACUUGUACGGUCACCAAGACAUUUUAUUUCAGACAAAUCUUCUCGCAUAAAUGCAGAGUAUUAUAUUACAAGAGCAAUAAUACCACCACUUCAAAGAUGUUUUUCUUUGCUUAAUGUAGACAUAAACAAAUGGUAUUCCGAAUUACCYCGUAAAUAUAAUUUUCACUUUCCUGAUAUCACUACUACUACAAAAAAUCGUAAACAAACACUAUCUCAAUAUUUUUUUUCACAAAAUUGUAUUUUAUGUAGUAAAUUAUCACAGUAUGGUUUCUGUGAUCAAUGUCAACUAAAUCCUCAGUAUUUAAUUGUACAGCUUAACCAUUUAUUAUCAAAAUGGACUAAAAAACAAGAUGAUUUAGAAACGAUCUGUCGAUCUUGUUGUGGAAGGAACUUUGAGUUGAAGUGCAACUCUUUAAACUGUCAGGUGUAUUAUAGUUCUCAACAAGCAGCAAAAGAUAUGCAACAGUAUUCCUACAUUAAUAACAUAAGGCAAAAUUUGAGUUUAUAGAAUUUUUUAAAUACUGUUCUAAUUUUAUAUAUUUAUAAUUGAUGUUUUAAAWAAUUACAUAGUGCA